GGAGGUAGUAUAGCUCCUGUCGUGCCACGCGGCCAACAGUAUCAACUUGAGAUUCGCGCCGGGAACAUCGCUUGCGCGAGUUUUGACCAGUUGCACGUGCUUUUCACCAAGUGUACAUAAGUAAUAUAAUACAAUGUAUUGUAUAAAUACAAGUGCGUAGGUCAGUGUGAUGAGACGUCUCGAGUCAAUGAAUUGUGAGUAGUGUUUCUGGAGCUACUGGUGGUGAGGACGCGACAUGGCCAGGAGUCUCAGGUAUCCUCUGCCGGUGUUUUUGCUGCUAUCGUUCGCCCUCGUCGGAAUUGUGAGCAGCAAAACCGAGCCACAGCAGCAACAGAAGCCAGGAGCCGUAGUUUCGGAACUUGGGACGCAAUCGAACAGCACCAGCCUACGAGUCAUCCCAAGUUCAUCGUCAUACUUGGCUAGUUCGGAGGACUCGCUGGAAGAUGACGGCGGAGGAGACGAUGAUGAGGACGAGGCUGGAGGUGAGGAAGAGGAGGAGGAAGACGAGGAGGAUGACGAUGGCCCUGAUGAAGAGGAAGGGGAGGACGAAGCGAGUCUUGAAAGUAGUCACGACGAGGACGACGACGAGUACGAGGACGAACUACGAGCUCUCGUGUCGACGAGCAUGAAGCCGGAGGCGAAGACCGACAAGGAGGUGAGCGAGCUUUUGGAGUACAAAAGAAGGAAGAAGGAGAGUCAGCAACACGCGGCGAAGGACAAGCGCGUCCCAACGGUGAAAAAGGAGCUGAGCUCGCAGAAGGAAAUUCUGCUGGCCGACAAUGAAACGCAGGUACAGUCGUCGUCGAGCCAUCCGCAGAAAGCCGAGGUGGUACUCGUUGAACCGACGGCUAAGGAGUCCAUGAAGAACGAGUUGCAGGAGACGCUACCGAGUUACGAGGAGCAGCGCGAGUACAGCGUAGUUGGGCCCAGCGAAUUGCUCAGGAAGCAGAUCAAGAGACAAACUGCAUUGCUCAACGACCUCAAGGCUUACCUGAUGGACGAGUACGUCACAGAGCGCGAAAAGCUCCAGGAGCUUGGGGCCGAGGAGGGCUUACUGGCUGAGCGUCUAUUGAAAGUGCUGGCGGAAAAUUCCGGCUGGAGGCAGUUCUUGACGAACGUCGAAGCCAACCUGAACCUCUCACGGCAGGCGUUAGAGACGCAGAAGCGACUGGUGCAGGUCGCCAACCCGUUCCUCCAGGAGUCGACGUCGACGUUGACGACGUCGAUGCCGCUUUCGGCCGACGACCGGCCGACGCGCAAGCCUAAGAAAAAGAAAAAGAAGAAGAAGAAGCUGAGACACAGGAACAAGCCGUCGACCAGCGCGACCACGACGUCGAUCACGGAGGCGACGUCGAGCCCACUACCACCGGCGGUGAUGGCCACCACCGAGACGCCCUGGUCGAGCACUCAACCGUCCUCUGCCGUCAAGGCCAAAUGGAGACUCGUAGCGGAGAGACUUUUCCAGCAGCCCUGGUCCCAGGAUGAUCUUCGGGAGGACGAGUCGAACGUUGCUAAGGUGCGGUACUCGAUGCCGUCGAAACCUCGAACGCUGAGUCCAGCCCGCCGACCACUGGAUGACAAGGAGCGCGAGAGCUUGAAAGCUCUGAACUCGGAGCGACAAGCGCUUAUGUUGAAGGCAGCCCGCGAGUACUCGCAGCCGCGAUUCGUGCACUUCGGCAAGAUAAACACGCAUCAACAGACAUCCUCGGGCGAGGAUCUUGACGAUGGCGCUGGUUACGAUGCGAACGAUCGAGCCUACCAGCGAACGCACUUCGGCCAGCUGGUCUCUCCGUCGUCCUCUCGUCUGGCCUACACUCGACUCCGUGAGCCGAUGGUGCCCUAUCCCGAGCAAGUGCCACCAGUUCCGCCGCAGUACGACGUGAAUUUCGCACGAAACCAAGAGUACCUGCCGCCGGGACGAGACUUCGCCGCGAGCAAACCCUGGCAGGCUGGUAACCCGUUCCGUGGUGGAAGCAACGACGGUCCAUCCAAUAAGGGCCUUUGGAACUGGAGGCAGUUCUCCAGUGUGUCCAAGCCUUGGAUGCCUUGGCACUCGGAACGGGACUACUUCGCGAGGCUCGAGCAGGUGGAGGAGGAGACUGCCAAGGCUUGGCAGCAGGCGCAGCAACGACAGCAGCAGCAGAGCUGGAACCGCCAGAAUUUUAGGGAAAACCUCCCGCCGUGGUUGGAGGAGAAAGAAGUCCAGCGGAUGUUCCAUGCACAAGACUCUUGGCCAAAGCCAGACAAGUCUCGAGACUAUGGGAUGCACCGCAAGGAGGACGCCUCGACGUGGGAGAGCAGCCGAAACAACAAUGACAACAACAACAACGACUCCCAGCUGAAAAGCGUCGUGGACUCGAAGCACGAGGAGGAGUCGCCGAAACUGACGAUGAAGACGUGGAACAGCCUGACCUCGGAUCCUGCCACCUGGCCUUUCAAGCUUCCCGGUGCCAAGCCCUGGCCUAAGGACGAGAACGGAAAGUCCUACAACCCUAACGCGGAACUCGUGCGGAAACUCGGCCUCUAUUCCAAGAACGGAAGGUUACGACCGGACAAGGACCCGCUGAAGGAGCUGAAGCAGCAGAAACUUCAGAAGAGCGACAAACAGGGCGAACCAGUCCAAGCGAACGACACGAGGCUCUGGUCCGGCAAAGUAGCCCCUGUCACCGGUUCCAAGUGGAACGAGCCGGACAAGCAGCAGCAGACGUGGUACAACGGCAUGAAGAUCCACGAGAACUUCGAGGACGAUCACAAUCCCCACUGGAACAGCGAGAAGCUCCCGGCGGACGCGUGGAACUUGGCGAAAGCCGCGGCGGCAAACUGGGGCAGCGGCUGGCCCAACAAGUGGAAGCAGUUCGCUUACCACAAGGUCACGGCUCAGCCCACCUCCAAGUCGGGCGUGACGCUCGACAAGCCCGGCAAGAACGCGUUCAUCGCCGUGUCGGCGGUCUCGUCGCCCCGUUACAGCAACGAGUGGAGGAAGAACGACAUCGAGGAGAUUGGACAGGUCGGCCCUCUGUCGGCGUCGGUAGACCCGAACGAUCCCACCAGCCAGAUGAGGAUGAACGUGUGGAAGAAGAGCAGCUCGUUCAACGACACGGCUGUCCUGGAUAAAACCGCCAGGAUAGACGUCCUGGAAAAUCAGCUGGAAGAUCUGAAGGAGGAGGAAGGGCCCGUGCUGUUGGAAGUUAACGUUAGCAUUAAGAACUCUACCUUUCAUCAAACGUCCACACCAUCGUCCUCGACGUCGUCGACGUUGAGGGAAGUAUCAGAAAGCAGCGAGAAGAAAACCAAGGAUGCUCCUACUCCCAAGGAAAAGUAAAUCAUCGAGCUGAAGUAUUGGGAGAAAAAGUCUUGAUGGGAUUGACUAAAAAAUGUAUAAUUUUUUUCGCAAACGAACGAUUACAAAAAACAGUGCAUUCAUAUUGAUGUUAUUGGGACUUCAACAUUUUCAUUGUCUAUAAACCUAUCUCGUUUAUUCGAUUUUCACAAUCUGGCUCAAUGUUAAUCGGUGCUAUUCUGUCCCAAUGUUAUACUUCGAUGUGGCUUGUCAAUAUAAUUACAAAAGAUGUUGAAAUUCAUGGUAAUCGCGAUUGAGAAAAUCAACUUUCUGUUGGUGUCAACUAUUUUCAUUUGAGCGACAAAGCUGAAGAAUCAACGCAUUGUAUAUGUAUUUUGUAUAGUUAUAUAGGAGAUAGAUUAUACGAUAAUGAACUGUUAGUUACGACGUCAUGCUCUUGAAAAGUUUGUUUGUUAUAAACGAUACAGUCGAACCUUUUCAUAAAGUACGCAUUAAAGCCGCAUAGAUUUUGACAAAAACAAAAGACUUAAAAAAUUAAAGGUGUUUGAAAAAUUCUCAAAAAGAAUUAUACGCAUAAUUUGACUGACUUUUUAUAUCGAAAACGUAAUAUAAUACAAAUGCUCAAAUUUUUGGCAAUUUGAAUACUGUUAGAUAGUGAAAUAAAAAAAUUGUAUGUACAUCUUCCAAAGAUUUAUUUCGAUGUUUACGACUUAAUAUUGUCAAUAUGUUCAGAAACGUGAUAAAAAAUUUUCGUUCAUGAAUUAAAAAAUAUAAAAUACGUGGGUCGAUUGUAUCUUGCAAAAGUGGAAUGUUUGAAAAGUCGUAUAUUUUUGCGUUUCGUAUCGUGCACACCUAUAAACUUUGAUAUUAAGGUCGGAUGGGUAAAAAUGUAAAAUACAUCAAUGCCAUGGACGUUAACUUUUUCAAAAAAAUUCACUUGUAAAAUUUAUGUUCCGCUAUACAGCCUAAGAUAAAAAUAAAAAAGUUAUGGAG
This is a messenger RNA of Nasonia vitripennis (jewel wasp), 4294 nucleotides long. RefSeq lists its product as uncharacterized. The transcript has 11 exons. The record is from RefSeq and is a predicted model, not a curated record. Bases 236 to 3322 code for a protein of 1028 amino acids. Lineage: Eukaryota; Metazoa; Arthropoda; Insecta; Hymenoptera; Pteromalidae.